Messenger RNA from Rhinocladiella mackenziei CBS 650.93, 1491 nucleotides. RefSeq names its product aldehyde dehydrogenase. Gene Ontology annotation, molecular function: aldehyde dehydrogenase (NAD+) activity. The transcript is spliced from 4 exons. Bases 1 to 1491 code for a protein of 496 amino acids. The record is from RefSeq and is a predicted model, not a curated record. Lineage: Eukaryota; Fungi; Ascomycota; Eurotiomycetes; Chaetothyriales; Herpotrichiellaceae.
AUGUCGCUCGAAAUUCAGCUGGAGUCUCCCAACGGGAAGUGGACCCAGCCCAUCGGAUUGUACAUCAACGGCGAGUUUGUAAAGGGCAAGGACGACAAGACUUUCGAGACCGUCAACCCAGCGACCGAGAAGACGAUUUGUUCGGUCUACGAGGCCUCUGUGGACGAUGUUGACAGCGCCGUCGCAGCCGCACGAGCAGCAUUCCAUGGCACUUGGUCGAAGAUCUCGCCAAGCACCCGUGGGCAGAUGCUCAUGAAGUUGGCCGAUCUUAUGGAUGUCCACAGUGAUACCCUUGCCGCAAUCGAGACCCUCGAUAAUGGCAAGGCUAUCUCUAUGGCCAAAAUUGACGUUCAGCUGAGCUCAGGCUGCAUUCGCUAUUAUGCUGGGUACGCCGAUAAGAUUCACGGGAAGGUUAUGGACACGAAUGCCGACACAUUCACCUACACACGACACGAAGCUGUCGGUGUGUGCGGUCAAAUCAUUCCCUGGAACUUCCCUCUUCUCAUGUGGUCAUGGAAGAUUGGUCCCGCUAUAGCUUGCGGCAACACUGUCGUCCUAAAGACAGCUGAACUGACGCCUCUCUCGGGGCUCUAUGCGGCCAGACUCUGCCAAGAAGCUGGCUUCCCACCCGGAGUGAUCAAUGUCAUCUCUGGCUUUGGCAAAAUUGCUGGAGCGGCUAUUGCCUCUCACAUGGAUGUCGACAAGGUCGCGUUCACUGGGUCCACGGUCGUUGGUCGUCAGAUCCUCAAAGCCGCGGCGUCUUCGAACCUGAAAAGGGUCACGUUAGAGCUCGGUGGCAAAUCACCAAAUAUCGUGUUCAAUGAUGCCGAUAUUGACAACGCCAUCUCUUGGGUCAAUUUCGGCAUCUUCUAUAACCAUGGACAGUGUUGCUGUGCUGGUUCGAGAAUAUACGUCCAGGAAGGAAUAUACGAUGAGUUCGUCACAAGGUUCAGGGAGAGGACACUCAAGAAUGCCGUUGGCGACCCCCAUGAUCCAAACACCUUCCAAGGCCCCAUGAUUUCCAGAGGUCAAUUUGACCGUGUCAUGGGCUAUAUCGAGGCCGGUAAGAAAGCCGGCGCGAAGAUUGAAACAGGCGGUGGACGGCAUGGAGAUACUGGAUACUUCAUUCAGCCCACAGUCUUCAGCAACGUCUGCGACGACAUGAAGAUCAUGCAAGAGGAGAUCUUUGGUCCCGUUUGUUCCAUCGCCAAGUUCAAAACCGAGGAUGAAGCAAUCAAGAUCGGUAAUAGUACCACUUACGGCCUUGCGGCCGCGGUUCACACCAAGAAUCUUAACACGGCGAUCAAAGUGUCUAACGGUUUGAAUGCUGGGACCGUCUGGGUCAACCAGUACAACAUGAUCUUCUCGCAAGCCCCGUUCGGUGGAUACAAGGAGAGCGGCAUCGGACGGGAACUGGGGAAAUAUUGUCUCGCUAACUAUACCAACGUCAAGACCGUCAAUAUUCGUACCGGUGAUGCGCUCUUUGAUUGA